CAUCUUUGAAAUACGGGAACAUGUCUGCAGCGGCGUGAAUGUUGUUGUUUUUUGUGUGAGAGGUUAUGUGUAGUGCGUAAUUGCUGUUGUUGUUUUCGUAUUUCUAUUAAGAUGGGAGAAGAGGGUGAUCAUGGCCGAAAUUUUCAUGAGAUGGAGUUGGAUGAUCGUAUACUUAAGGUAUCAAAACUGUAAAUCGGCAAUAGCAAAACAAGGAUGGGAGAAACCUACACUUAUUCAGGAAAAAGCUAUUCCUCUGCUACUGGAGGGUAAAGAUGUCCUGAUUAGAGCGCGAACAGGAUCCGGAAAAACCGGUGCGUUUGCUAUACCAGCAAUACAGAAAAUACUUAAUUCCAAACUGGUUGCCCGGGAGCAGGCUGUUAAAUGCCUCAUACUUGCACCUAGUAAAGAACUAUGCCACCAGAUUUAUACAAAUAUUCUUCAGUUGACCAUUAAAUGCUCAAGAGAGGUGACGUGUGUUGAUAUUUCAGCACCAGUUGACUUGUCUGCCCAACAGUCACUUUUAACAGAGAGGCCUGAUAUUGUAGUGGCUACACCCUCAAGAGCUCUUGCUCAUUUAAAAGCUGGUAACAUAGAUUUGAAGAAGUCUCUUGAAGUGUUGGUAAUUGAUGAAGCUGAUCUUGUGUUUUCUUUUGGUUAUGAAGAUGAAUUGAAGCAAAUAUUCAGAUUCUUGCCACGUAUUUACCAGGCAACACUUGCAAGUGCAACAUUGUCAGAAGAUGUAUUGAGUUUGAAGAAACUUGUGUUGCAUAAUGCAGUUACAUUAAAGUUGGAAGAAUCAGAACUAGCGCCAGCAACACAACUGUCACAUUAUCAUUUGGCGGCUGAAGAGGAAGAUAAGGCAGCGAUUUUAUAUGCGCUACUGAAGCUACAUCUUAUCCGUGGCAAGACUGUCAUAUUUGUUAACUCUGUGGAUCGUUGUUACAGGCUGAAACUAUUCUUGGAGCAGUUUGGUAUUCCAACUUGUGUUUUAAAUUCAGAACUUCCAGCAAAUGUUAGAUGUCAUUCUGUCAAUCAGUAUAAUAAUGGGGUUUAUGAUGUAAUUAUAGCAUCUGAUGAAAAAGCUCUGGAAGAACCUCAUGAACUGAAAGAACCAAAGAAGAAAAGCAAAAGGAAGAAAGAUAAAGAGUCAGGUGUUUCAAGAGGAAUAGACUUCCAGUAUGUUUCCAAUGUUAUUAACUUUGACUUCCCUCUUGAUGUAAACUCAUAUAUCCAUAGAGCUGGUCGCACUGCUCGAGGAACAAAUCAGGGCACAGCUUUAUCUUUUGUGAGUAUUAAGGAAAGACCACUGAUGCAAGAAGUUGAACAAUUUCUUCAAAAAAGCUGUGGAGACAAUAAUAAUAUAUUGAAAGCAUACCAGUUCAAACUAGAGCAGGUAGAAGGAUUCAGAUAUCGUGCCAAAGAUGCCUGGCGUGCAGUCACAAGAAUUGCAGUUAGAGAAGCUCGUCUAAAGGAGAUUAAGCAAGAAAUCCUCAAUUCACAGAAACUGAAGAGUUACUUCGUGGAUAAUCCUAGAGAUCUGCAGACAUUACGGCAUGAUAAAGCACUGCACACAGUGAAGAUUCAGCCUCACUUGGCAGAUGUCCCUGACUACAUUGUACCAGAUGCACUAAAACAGUUAUCAAGGGUCGGCACUAUCAGAAAGAAAAAUCGUCUUGGAAGUUCAAGAAAUAAUCUUGCAGGAGUUUCUAAAGCUAGAGCAAAGUAUGAGGCCAAGAAAGCCAAUCCUCUGAAGAGCAUGGAAUUUUUUGGAUUCAAGAAGAGGAAAACAUCCUGAUCCUAAGAAGAUGUACAAUUUGAAUGUACUUGUAUUUCUUGUAUAAAACAAUUUAAUAAAAAUUUUUAUUUUUA
Schistocerca nitens (vagrant locust) is the source of this 1869-nucleotide messenger RNA. RefSeq names its product probable ATP-dependent RNA helicase DDX56 (gene Hlc). Lineage: Eukaryota; Metazoa; Arthropoda; Insecta; Orthoptera; Acrididae. The record is from RefSeq and is a predicted model, not a curated record. Gene Ontology annotation, molecular function: RNA helicase activity; ATP binding; nucleic acid binding. The transcript is spliced from 11 exons. Gene Ontology annotation, cellular component: nucleolus. Bases 131 to 1795 code for a protein of 554 amino acids.